AUGUCAAGUGGCGAGCCCACAGUUUUGAUGAGCCUUUACGUCUAUGCUCCCAACAAAGUCGCGCCAAUUGUCUUCACAGUCGCUUACGGUAUUUCGGCCAUCGGCCAUGUCUGGCAAUGCUACUAUUACAAAUGCUUUAAAGUUGUUGGGCUCCAACCCCUUUGCGCGGUUCUGUUUACCGCAGGUUAUGCCAUGAGAGAAUAUGGAGCCUACAAUUACUUAUACAGUACCCCAAACCUGAUCGUCUUCAUUAUGAGCCAGGUCUUCAUAUAUGUCUCACCUCCACUGCUUGAACUUGCGAAUUAUCAUGUCCUCGGUCGCAUAUUCCACUAUGUCCCUCAUCUAUCACCAUUCCCUCCAGGGAAAGUUCUCAGAGUAUUUGGUGCCUUCAUGGCCGUUGUCGAGGCUUUAAACUCUCUAGGCGUCUCCUUAUCCUCGAAUCCAUCCUCCUCCCACACUACGCAAGAAUUAGGCAGUCGCCUGAACACAGCAGCGCUCUCGAUGCAGCUGGCAGCUAUCCUCACCUUUGUCGCUCUUGCCAGCAUCUUCCAUCUUCGUUGUUACAGGAACAAAAUCCUGGUGAGAGCUGUCAGGACGCCUCUGAACACGCUCUAUGUUAGCAUGGCUUUGAUAUUUGUCCGAUGCAUCUAUCGGCUAGUAGAGCAUUUAGGUGCGACGACUGUGGACCUCAGCGAUCUCGAAAGUCUCAGGAAACUGACACCAAUCCUGAGAUAUGAGUGGUAUUUCUAUCUGUUUGAGGCCACCCUUAUGCUCAUCAACUCUGCCAUCUGGAACAUAUGGAACCCCGGCCGGUAUCUUCCUCAAAACUAUCACGUUUACCUCGCACGAGAUGGCAGGACUGAAGUACAAGCAAAUGUCAAGCCUGAUGACAGGUCACUGUUACUCAAAAUCCUAUCGAUCUUCACUUUUGGUUUGCUGUUUCGUGCAGAUUCGACCGCCCACCCCACUAACGAGCAACAAUGUGGAAAUACAGAUCCCGGAUUACAAGGAAGCUACACGGUCGAUGACAGGCCUCUAAUGCAAAAGAUGAUAUGGAUUUUGAGCUUCGGUAUUUUGUUCCGUCCAAGACUACAACGUCGAACUACUGAGGAGCUCAGGCUUUAUCCUGUUCGAAGCCGUGAGGUCGUGGCCCCAGCUUGA
This is a messenger RNA of Exophiala bonariae, 1161 nucleotides long. RefSeq lists its product as uncharacterized. The transcript has 4 exons. The record is from RefSeq and is a predicted model, not a curated record. Gene Ontology annotation, cellular component: membrane. NCBI's taxonomy places the organism in Eukaryota, Fungi, Ascomycota, Eurotiomycetes, Chaetothyriales, Herpotrichiellaceae. The coding region runs from base 1 to 1161 and encodes 386 amino acids.